Messenger RNA from Fonsecaea multimorphosa CBS 102226, 1824 nucleotides. RefSeq lists its product as uncharacterized. Bases 1 to 1824 code for a protein of 607 amino acids. Lineage: Eukaryota; Fungi; Ascomycota; Eurotiomycetes; Chaetothyriales; Herpotrichiellaceae. Gene Ontology annotation, molecular function: zinc ion binding; DNA-binding transcription factor activity, RNA polymerase II-specific; transcription cis-regulatory region binding. Gene Ontology annotation, biological process: positive regulation of transcription by RNA polymerase II. The record is from RefSeq and is a predicted model, not a curated record. The transcript has a single exon. Gene Ontology annotation, cellular component: nucleus.
AUGGCUGGUGAGGGGAACAGCGGGGGUGGCUGCUGGACUUGUCGUCUUCGUCGGAAGAGGUGCAUUGGCACGAGACCGAAAUGCAGGAACUGCACCUCCUUGGAAAUCACCUGCCACUUUGGCACUGUCAAGCCAGAGUGGAUGGAUAGAGGGAGGGAACAGAGGGCCAUGGCGGAGAGGGUCAAAGCCGAGAUCAAGCGAGGCGCUGACUGCCGGCGAAGCAGGCAAACAACCCAGGUCACCACAGGCGGGACAGGAGUUCGAGACUUCAUCCUAGAGUCGGGACAAAGCGCUGUCGAUAAAACCUCGAGACCGCUGCAGCCGCAGGUCCCCAGCGGAUACUCCCAAAUCACCAGGCCCGCUUCAGGCAAGGAGUCUGAAAGGGCGCAGUGGGCUGCGUCGAUCCUUGGAUUUCUCGACGAAUACGAGCAAGUCGACGACCAUCUCCCCAUGCUGGCACGUGGGCGCGAUUUCGACGUCGACUUUCUGGCUAAGUACUUGGACUACGUAUUCCCCUUGUUGUUUCCUUUUUACCGGCCACGCCUUCAUGAAACCGGCCGGAGCUGGGUGCUGGCCCUCUUCAGACGAAGCAGACUUGCUUACCAUUCUGCCAUGAGCUUGGGUACGUACUUCUUCAUCUUCACCUUGAUUGAUGCGUACCCGGGGCAACAUAGCUCGUGCAAGAGUCAGCUCUGGGAGAAAGUUGGGAAGCAGAUAGAUACGUGUUUCGAGAUGAUCCAGCACGACGUGCAUGAUCUCAGGCUUCGUGGCCGACAUUCCCCGCUCAUUGACCGAGCACGGGUGAUGGAGAGCAUCACUCAGUUCCUGAUUUUCGAGGCGGCUUUGGGCAGAUCUGCCAAUUGGAACCUUCAUCUGACGCCUGCUCUCGCACUCUUCGAAGAAAUGUGGCUGACAACCGCCGGAUCGGAGUCCAAGCUGCUUGCGGCUCUGGAUGCAAUCGAUGUGCCUCUUCAGCCUCUUCAAUUCGGCCUCAAACCUGGCAGCGGCUACGUUUGGAGCCCCGAGCAGGCCGGGUUUCGUUUCUUCACUGGCCUCCUGGUCUUCAUCGAUAUCGUUGCCAGCACGGCCUUGGAGCAGCCACCUCGGCUACUUGAGUAUCAUUCAGAUCUUCUGGAUCCUCACGACCUUGGUGAGCCCGAGUUUGGCACGGUUCCGCUCCAAUUGUCGGCCAUCAUGGGCUGCCAGAACUGGGUCCUGCUCGUAAUUAGUCAGAUAUCUGUUCUUGAUGCCUGGAAGAAGGAAAUGAAAAAGGCUGAGAGAUUAUCAAUGACUGAACUGCUUGACCGAGAGAACGAGAUAUCUCGAGCCCUGAAUGAUGGGAUGUCAAACCUUGACAAGUCAACUUCAGACGCUGGCAAAAACCCUCUCCUCAACUCUCGGCCCUACCUCACCGGUGGGUCUUCCACAUCCUCGAGGCCGUCAACCACAACGACACAGAUUUGGGCCUACGCUGCUCGCGUGUACCUUACAGUAGUUGUUUCCGGCUGGCAUCCGUCUAAUGCAGGAAUCCGCUCUGACGUGUCUCGAAUCCUCGAACUACUGCGGACGAUUAACUGCCCUGAUCAUCUCCGAACACUAGCAUGGCCGCUUUGUGUGGCCGGUUGCAUGUCCGGGGCGGGCGAGCAAGAACAGGAGUUUCGACACUUGCUGGCAACCAUGGACGACUUGGGCCUGGUCGGUGCCUUGGCCGAAGUCCGGAAGAUUAUGGAGAGAGUGUGGGAGAGUCGAAACCUGCUGGAUAGUGAAACGUGGGAUAUAGCAGCUUGCCUUCGAGUUCUGGGUGUACCAGCAUUGCUGGUCUAG